Molecule: messenger RNA, 3465 nt
Organism: Leptonychotes weddellii (Weddell seal)
Lineage: Eukaryota; Metazoa; Chordata; Mammalia; Carnivora; Phocidae
Source: RefSeq, a predicted model, not a curated record
AAAAAUAUUUUUAAACACAAUUUUUAAAAAUUUGUGAAAAUCCAAGUAAGUUUUUAAAAACACACGAGGAAAACCAGUAGCGUGGACUUUUCAGUGGUUAGCCUGCCAUGAAAUAUUUGAGAAAUGAGUAUGUGUUUCUAAAAACAAAACUCUAGAUUUCUAAGUGUUACAAAGAUAAGUCGGCUCCCAAAAUGCUAUGAAAUUACUUAGUUUUGGAAGUUCAUGUCAGCGGUGUGUUCAGUGGGUUUGAACAGCUUUGCUGAGAUAGUCACGUACUUGCGUUCACCAACUUAAGUUGCACACGUCAGUGGUUUUCAGUACCUUCAGGGUCGUGUGCCCAUCGCCACACCCACGUUACAACAUGUUCUUCGCCCCACACGGAGCCCACACCGUUAGCGCUCAGCCCUGGCCACCACGAGUCUCCCUUCUGUCUGUGGAUUGGUCUGUUGUGGACAUUUCCCCUGAAGGGAUCCGGCGGUGCGUGGCCUCUCCUGUCUGGCUCCUUUCCUGGUGUUUUCAAGGCACGUGUGUGUUGUGCUGUGGAGUAGUUUGGAGGUGUUGCAGGGAGCGGGUGCUGCGUGGCCCGGAGGUACCCUGUGCUGUUUUGUGAAGGGGGCGAGUAGAGUCAGGCCCCAGGGUGCGCCUUGCUGAUGCGGAACCCCCAAAUGUGUGCAGGCUUUUGUACGUGUGUGUGUGUGUGUGUGUUUGCCUUUUCUCCCGGGGAAGAGUGUCUGCAGCCUUCAUGUGCUUCUUGAGGACUUCCGCAAACCAUCUCCAAAGUUUUCAGCCGAGCCCUUUAACUUUGGUUUUUUUAAAAAAACAAGUGGUAAUGUGAUUGCUUAAAAAAUGCAAAGAAAAUGUUUUCCAAGUUUUAAUAGUUGUUCUUCAUGAUGCAUCUUGGGAUGGAGUUUUAAGUAAUGGAUGCAGCCCUUUUGGUGUUACGGUCACUGUAGACGGUUAAUUUGUUUUGGAUUAUGGACUCUUUUUCUGAGCACAGUGGCCUCCCAAGAUAGUUGUUUCAGGGUCAAUUUCAUCUUCUCUACACAAAAUAAACCUGUAGGUCCCUCGGUAUCUCGCUUUCCUAACCUGGAAAAUAGCUAAGUAACAAUCCCUGCGUCCUCACGAGGCUGGAGCGUUGAUCGAGAUGAUGUGCUAUGUGGGACCGCACGGCGAGAGACCCAGGCUGGGUUCCGGGUGUCCCAGGUUCUCCCGGACACGGCGCCUCUUCCUGCCCUUCCUGAGGCCUCCUCACCUGUGGAAGCUGCUCUAAGUGGCUGCCCAGAGAGGUUUCCGCCGGGUCAUCCACUCUGUCGCCCUGGUGGGGGCGCAGGGACCCGGUGGCCGUUUCUCCGAUUUCUCCCAGGAACCCAGCACACGCCCGGCACACGUGGUGAAGGGCGUUUUGCAAAUGAGGCCAUUUCCACCUGGUGCACAUGCACGUUCCUCUGUGCUUGUCCGUGUCCGCGUGUUGGUGUGCGUUGGCGUGUGUGUGCAUGCGUGCCGAGGCCGGAAGCCGGAACUUGGGCCUGUGAACACUCCUGUUUCAGUGUCCAGCCUCCCCUGCGCAGGCGGGUAAAAGCCUGAUCGUGCUCAGAGACGGACGAUAGGCCUUCACCUCUGGCGCCACCGGAGCUUGGUUCUGCCUGGGUCUCUGCGCCCGGUGGAGGGUGCUGGUGUGCGGUGCAGCCCCCGCCCAGGACCCCGUGCCGGCCGGGGCCGCCCGUAGUGAUGGCUGGGCUUCAGGCUUCUGCUUUUGGAACAGGUGUGUGAAGGACUUUCUGUUGUUUUGCCGUUGACAACAGCGGGAGUUGGAGUUGCAGCAUCAGCGAGAUGAGCACAAGAUCCGGCAGCUUCAGCGGACGGUCCAGGCCCUGGAGGCGAAGGCGGCCGCUCGCCAGUCCCCAGAGGCCGAGCGGCUGCAGGAGGAACGGCACAGCCUGGAGAAGGUCCGGCAGCAGCUGCUGUGUGCAGCUGGGCUCCUGACCAGCUUCGUCAGCCAGAUGGUGGACAGGACAAUUAGUGAUUGGACAUCAUCGAGUGAGAAAGCAGUGAGCUCCUUACUGCGCACGUUAGAGGAGCUCAAGUCUGACCUGAGCGCGCCCAGCUCCUCCCAGAAAAAGGUGACAGCAGAGCUGCAGACCCAGCUGGUGGACGUGCUCCUGAAAGACAACGACUCCCUGACGAGAGCCCUGCGCACGGUGACGCAGGAGAAGGCGGACCUGCGCCGGGCGGUGUCGCAGCUGGAGGCGUCCCUGAAGCAGCACCUGCUGAAGCGCGGUGUGUGGACUAGACCGGACAAGUCUGCGUGGAAGCAAGAUGGGGCAGUCUCGCAGAGCUCAGCAGGACAGCCAGACCCAGCAGUGCCCGCGCCGGCCGCACGCGAGGAGGGAAACACCUGCGGCGUGCACAUGGAGAAAUUGUACCUGCAUUAUUUGAGAGCAGAAAGCUUCAGAAAAGCUCUGAUUUAUCAAAAGAAGUAUCUUUUACUAUUGAUUGGUGGAUUCCAGGACUCUGAACAAGAAACGCUCUCCAUGAUCGCCCAUUUGGGAGUAUUUCCUUCCAAAGCAGAUAAGAAAAUUACCACAUCUCGCCCUUUUACGAAGUUUCGGACUGCCGUCAGGGUGGUGAUCGCGAUAUUAAGAUUACGUUUCUUGGUUAAGAAGUGGCAAGAGGUAAAUCGGAAAGGAGCCGUGGUGGCAGGCCGAGCGCCCCGUCCAGCGGUUGCGGGGGAAGGAUUCCCGGCACCACGGCAGCAGCCUGCACCCAAAACCAGCACCUCCCCGCCAGCCCGGGACGCGUCCUCCAGCCACGCCAGGGACCGCGGGCCCAAGGCCUCCCCGUGCAGGAGAGAGAGAUCCACUCCAUCCCCACAUUCAAGAUCAGAAAGAUCCCUGACUGCUUCUCAAGAUCCUGAACAUUCCUUGACGGAAUAUAUUCAUCAUUUAGAAAUGAUCCAGCAAAGACUGGGCGGAGCGCCUCCAGAUUCCGCUUCAAAGAAAUCCUGCCGCCAGAAGAUUACACAAUGAAUAAAAUCCUUGUGGCUCUUACCUGUGACAGUUCUAUCUGAGGGAAAGAUUUGUUUUUUCCCUUUCUCCAUGGAAGGCUCGUGGCAUGGCGUGGCAGGCAGCGCCCAGUCUCCUUGCGAGCCCGAGGUGCCAGCCCCCGAGUGCCGCUCAUUAAGCAUUCUCCUCUUUUUGCAAUGCUACAAAGCCAAAUGGAGUAUCUUCUGUAACUUCUGUGUGUUUUAGCUCCUUCCUUCACAAGGUGACGUGUGCGCUCGUGCGUGACGGGCGCCUGCCCAGCUCCGUGCGUGUGGCCGAGCUGCCCUGCUCGCCUCCAAGAAGUGAGCAGAGACUGGCUUCCCUGUUGUUUAUUUUCUUAAAGUGUAUAGAUGGGAACUUGGUUUAAAAACAAAAACACACCAAAAAGAAAAAGAAUAAAAUCACAGCACUAUUUUAUUUGUGA